This is a messenger RNA of Morus notabilis, 1537 nucleotides long. Its product is annotated as serine/threonine-protein phosphatase PP2A catalytic subunit. The record is from RefSeq and is a predicted model, not a curated record. Gene Ontology annotation, molecular function: protein serine/threonine phosphatase activity. Gene Ontology annotation, biological process: peptidyl-serine dephosphorylation; mitotic cell cycle. Gene Ontology annotation, cellular component: cytoplasm. NCBI's taxonomy places the organism in Eukaryota, Viridiplantae, Streptophyta, Magnoliopsida, Rosales, Moraceae. The coding region runs from base 296 to 1216 and encodes 306 amino acids. The transcript has 6 exons.
UAAUUUCGCUAAUUAUAUUUUAUUUUUCUCUCUUUUUUUUUAUCUGUUUGGUUCGAGAGAAAAAUAAAGGGGAGAGAGAGCGAGGAAUGAUCGAGAGGUCGAAACCGCACCGAUCUCCGAAACGAUUCGUCUCGCUCCUCGCGUUGCAAUACCGAAGAACCGUAACCCUAGCAGCGCUCGGCGGCGGAUCGGUCGCGCGGUGUUGAGUUUUCUGGAAACUUCAUCCGAAUCGAUCUGCGGCGAAUCGGAAACAUCGGCGAGGUUGUGUUUGAAUCGGAGGGCGUAGAGGAAAACGAUGCCGUCUCACGCGGAUCUGGACCGUCAGAUCGAGCAUCUGAUGGAGUGCAAGCCGUUGCCGGAGGCCGAGGUGAAGACGCUCUGCGAGCAGGCGAGGGCGAUUCUGGUGGAGGAGUGGAACGUACAGCCGGUGAAGUGUCCGGUGACGGUGUGCGGUGAUAUUCACGGUCAGUUCUACGAUCUCAUUGAGCUCUUUCGGAUAGGAGGAAAUGCGCCUGACACCAAUUACCUUUUCAUGGGAGAUUAUGUAGAUCGCGGGUACUAUUCGGUGGAGACUGUCACACUUCUGGUGGCACUAAAAGUCCGUUACAGAGAUAGAAUUACAAUUCUCAGAGGAAACCAUGAAAGUCGGCAAAUUACCCAAGUGUAUGGUUUUUAUGAUGAAUGCUUGCGAAAAUAUGGGAAUGCCAAUGUGUGGAAGUAUUUUACUGAUCUAUUUGAUUAUCUACCCCUUACAGCUCUUAUUGAGAGUCAGAUCUUCUGCUUGCAUGGAGGGCUUUCACCAUCGUUGGAUACAUUGGAUAAUAUACGAGCUUUGGACCGCAUACAAGAGGUUCCUCAUGAAGGGCCAAUGUGUGAUCUUUUGUGGUCUGAUCCAGAUGACCGCUGUGGGUGGGGAAUAUCUCCGCGUGGUGCUGGUUAUACAUUUGGACAGGACAUAGCUGCUCAGUUUAAUCAUACCAACGGACUUACUCUGAUCUCAAGAGCUCACCAGCUUGUGAUGGAAGGAUACAAUUGGUGUCAGGAGAAGAACGUCGUGACGGUAUUUAGUGCUCCAAACUAUUGUUACCGGUGUGGGAAUAUGGCUGCAAUACUCGAGAUUGGGGAGAAUAUGGACCAAAACUUCCUUCAAUUUGAUCCAGCACCUCGGCAAAUUGAACCCGACAACACGCGCAAGACCCCCGACUAUUUUUUGUAAUUUCUACAUAUCUUCCAGCUGUUUGUAAUCCUUGUAUUUCCUGCCUUAUUACUGUAGAUGUGUCUUUAAACGAGGAGUUCCGAUGUUUAAGUUGAGGGGUUUACCAUACACCAUCAACACCAUUCUUUGUUUGGAGUUUUUUCCUUUUUGUUUCUUCUCUUUCCUUUUUGUCCCCAUCUCUGCUUUGUUGAUUUGCUUAAAGAAACUCUUUAGGAGAACUUACAGUAGCCACCAAUGGCCUGUUUUGUAUAUUUUCGUAGAGGAAGCGGCAAUAACAUGGUGUAUCUUGCUCUGUAAUUUCGUGAUUUUGAUGUAGAAAAA